AUGUCAGACUCAAACACCUCAUCAGUUUUCGUAAACUCGGACUCAUCAGUUUCUCCGGACCAAGACUCAUCAGUUUCCUCGAACUCAGAGCCGGAGCACGAGCUCUCCAUCUUCAAGCGUAUCGGGGUACAUCUCGAUUCUCUUUCCGGCUCUCCAGCAUAUGAAGUGCACAGAGAGACCAAGCUCACACAUGCACUCGACAACCUUGCUGGCAGUCCGUUCGUGUCCUUCAGGAGUCGGGUACAAACGGGCGCAUUUAAGCUGCUCGUCAAGGGAGAGGAUGCGGGAACAUGGAUGAAACCUGUCGUUGAAGUAUUGCAAAGGCACGCAACCCCUUCGCCAUUCGGCAGGGGAGAGGAAACUGUCAUGGAUCCAACUUACAGGCACGGAACAGAACUCAAAGCGAAUGAGCUCGCCUUCAGUUCGCAAAGGGAUACAGAAUACAGAAUAUUCGUGCGCCACAUCCAGCGUGAACUCCGAACAAGCAUGUUCGUAGGGAAAACCGUUGCUCUCAAGUUAUACAAGCUCGCCAUAUAUGGCGAAGGAGGUCAUUUUGACUGGCAUCGUGACUCGACACAUAGCGAUGCUCACCAUGGAACGGUGGACCAGGGGUCCCAAGGCAUAGACUAAGAGGCAGUCUCUCAAGCGAUAGUAGACUCAUAGCCCAGAGGCAG
Messenger RNA from Suillus subalutaceus, 674 nucleotides. RefSeq lists its product as uncharacterized. NCBI's taxonomy places the organism in Eukaryota, Fungi, Basidiomycota, Agaricomycetes, Boletales, Suillaceae. The record is from RefSeq and is a predicted model, not a curated record. The transcript has a single exon. The coding region runs from base 1 to 630 and encodes 209 amino acids.